This is a messenger RNA of Salvia splendens (bonfire salvia), 1652 nucleotides long. RefSeq lists its product as uncharacterized. The record is from RefSeq and is a predicted model, not a curated record. Gene Ontology annotation, molecular function: DNA-binding transcription factor activity. The coding region runs from base 474 to 1409 and encodes 311 amino acids. The transcript is spliced from 5 exons. Lineage: Eukaryota; Viridiplantae; Streptophyta; Magnoliopsida; Lamiales; Lamiaceae.
UCAAAAAACGAAAGAGCAUCUCAAAUGUUUGCAGUAUAAUCUGGAGUGAUUGUACCCAGCUAACAAAAUCAAGUAGCAAAAUAGAAAGAGUAGAGAAGGAAUCGGUCUAAAUCUGAUGAUGGAAAAUGAGGAACAUAGAGAGGAUUCGGGCGAGAAAUCAGAUUUGGAGAGAAGAGCGCAGCAUUCAAAAUAUGAUGAUCUAGAUUUACAUAUAAGGUUUGAAUUUCAAAAAUUGAAUUCAAGGCCGUAUAUAAAGGAAAUCGCAAUCUUUGUUGAAUUCUGGGGUUUAGAUUUGUAUUUUCUGAAAUCUCACACGUUUCCAGCUCUGGUUUCCUCAAACCCCUCAGAUUCUGUGAUUUAUUGUUAAUAAAGAAAAAUAUGAUUUCGAUAUGGCGUGUCGCUUACCAUUUAUGAUUGCAUUCCCCUUUAAAUCCGCCAAGAAUUCUCCUCAAUUUUGAUGGAUCGGAGGGAGAAUGGCUCAAGAACAGCAGCAACACAUUGUCAGCAGCAGCGACAGUGAGAGAUCGAGAAAUGUUAAGCUGAAGAAGAAAAUCCCGCAGCGAGGGUUAGGCGUUGCGCAGCUCGAGAAAAUCAGAGUGGAGGAGCUGAUGAAGAAGGAGGUCCUUGCAGCACCCAACGCCAUCGGUUCGGUUACUGAUGCAACUCCUUCGCCGUCGCCGCUCAAUUUCCGAUCAUCAAACACGCUGUGUAGAUCGUGGACUGCCGAUCACGAUCAUCGGAAUACUAAUGCUGCUGGAUUCCGGCCUCCCGUGAAUUUGAAUGCUUCUGCUUCUGCUUCUGCUUCUGCUUCUGCUGCUGCUCUGCCGUCGGUGCCUCACAGAUUCUUCCGUUUUCAACAACCUGCUUCUCCGCUGGUGAAUCCAUAUUCAUCAUCAGCCCUCCAUAUGGAGCCCCCUUCAAACCAAAACCAUUUGCAUUGUAGUAACAGCUAUGCAUCCUCGUCGUUGCCGUGGCCAGAGAUGGUAGGGAUGAAGCGGCCGUACCCCUUCUUUCUUGAAAGUCUGCCAGGGGCUCAUUUAGAAUCAGGAUACGAUGAACUAGCUUCUUGUGGCAGUGGAUAUGCAGCCCAAAAGGGACCAAGAAAUGUAUACACGAGCUAUUGUAGAGAUGGUCCAUCAAACUCAAGCACUCCAUCUGAGCAGGGUUCAACGAGGGAUGACGGGAGGCUAGACGGUGACUUCCUAACCUUGGCGCUUCCUCCUCCAAACUCAAAGCAUGCCUAUGCUAUAGAUGACUUUGGUUGUCAGUGGCCAGAGGAUGAUGAGAGAAGGCAAGGUCAUCGUUUGAUAGCAAGUAGAUCAAUGGAAGAGCCCUUCAACUUGUUUCCGGCUAGGCCAGAAAGUGGUGGGGACAAGGGAGAAGCCAUUGAUCUCAAUUUGAAGCUUUAGAAUGUCAGGAGAGAAGUAGAUUACCCGCCUAUUUGGGAAGUGCUAGAAGCUUCCUCGUGUGAUGUGUGUUAGUUAUAUUAUUUGGUCGAGUCUUUUUUAUGGAUUAGAUAUGAUUGAGUCUCGUGAAUGUUGUUUGGUUGAGUAGUCAUGGCCCGAUUGCCACGUAGGGUUAGUGUUGGCUUAAUCAUGGGUAAUUUCCAAACAAUUUAAUCUUAAGCUAUUCAACUCCAUAUCUGUGUAUUA